UAAACUAGAAAGUUUGUUCAUAUUUCACUGGUUUUUCCACUGAUGUUCUUUUUCUGUACCAAGAUCUAAUGCAGGAUUUCACUUGAUAGGAGUCAUUGUCUCCUUAAUCUGUGACAGUCGUCAGUCUUCCUGUCUUUUGUGACCUUGAGACUUCUGAAGGGUCCUGGUCAGUUAUUUUGUAGAAAUGUUCCUCCACGUGGGUUGUGUAAUGUUUUCCCACCAUGAUGUGCAUUGUUGGGCAGGGAAAUUCCACGGUGCUGUGCUCUUUCCCAUCGCCUCCUAUGUCAACAUGUUUCUGGAGAGGUAAACCUGAGUCACGUGUCUAAGGUGGUGAUGCCAGUUUUCUUCACUGCAAAGUUACUAUUUUUCCCUUUGUUAUUGAUAAACAUCUAUUUUGGGAGAGGUACUUUGAGACUAUGCAAAUAUCCUGCUUCUCCUUAAGCGUUCACCAGCUAAUUUUGCCACAUCUGGGGACCCUGCCUGCCGAAAGGAUUGCAGUAGUGUUUCAGUCGUGAUUUGCCAGGUCUCUCCUUCCUUCCACAUGUAUUCAUUGAAAUUCUGGAAGGAAGAGUUGUCAGCCAGGCUGUAGUGAGCUGAGAUCAUGUCACACUGCCCUCCAGCCUGGGCGACAGAGUGAGACCGUGCCUCAAAGGAAAAAAAAAUAGUUGUCCCUUCACCCCAUUUAGUCACUCAUUCAGUUACUUAUUUAUAUGAAUACAGGCUAGAGACUACUUAUGCUUAUUUAUUUUCAUUAUUUGGGUUUGCGAUUUUAAAGUCAAAAUCUCAACCAUGAAAAUGGAGAGAAAUUCUGCAUAUUAUCACUACCUAAGCUAGGACUACAGAAACUCACUUUACAGACAGAAGUCAAAGGAUCUCUGGAGGACACAGCUUCACUGGGAGGGCUAGAGAAACAGCUGGAAGGGGCAGAUUCCCAAGCGCUCCUAGAGCCAGGAAGCCCACAGGCAGUGUCCCUGGGUGGGAUGGCCUCAGAGGGCCUCUGCUGGUGGGGACAGGAUUUAAAUCUCAACAUAGUGUCUGCCCCUUCACUGAGGAGGGCGAGGACUGAUGCCAUCCACGUCAGCCUCUUUGCAUGGGGAAGAGAGGAAGUAGAUGCUAGGUAGCCAGAAACCCACCUUUCAGUCCCUGGGAAAUCACCUCUUCCCCUUGUCCUGUCCCCAAGAACAAUGGUUGAAGCUAUGGUCUGUGCCUCCUCCUGCCCACCCUUCCCUCAGCAGACCAGAGGCAGUAUCAGUGGAUUGCUGUACUCCACAACGUUCCCACCUGUAAUCCUGAUACAGGGCAGGUGAGUCCCGAAGUGGAGCUUCACCCAGGAGGGUUCUUGGCUUUGCCCAGUAAAGAAGUCAAGGGCAAUCGGAGGUACAAGAAAACAGCUUUAUUGAAGAGGCAGGGUUACAGCUCCGUGACUGCUCCAUGUCUGCAGAGCAGGGCUACUCCACAGGCAGAGAGGAGCAGCUCAGAGCCAUUUUGCAGUCAUAUUUAUACCCACUUUUAACUGCAUGCAGAUGAAGGGGCAGUUUAUGCAGAAAUUUCUAGGAAAGGGUAGUAAUUAUUGAGUUACUGCCAUGGAAAGGGGCAGUAACGCCCUGAUAUUGCCAUGGCAACGGUAAACUGACAUGGCAUCUGGUGGGCCUAUCUGAUGGAAAGCUACUUUGGCCCUGCUUUAGCUAGUACUCAACCUGGUCUGGUGUCUGAGCCCCACUCCUACCUCAAUCCCACUCAACACAAGCUUGAUAUCGUCUCCCACACACCACCAGCUUUAUGGAAAACGAAAAAUACCUCAUGAUAUGAUAUGGAGAGCACAAAGGGCAGCGCGGCAGGGACAGGUUGCCUGAGUCAGCAUUCUGGUCCCCAGUGGCCUUGAUCCCACCUCGUCAUGUCUCUAGGGGAGGAGUCACCUUUUCCUCUUGAAGUGGGGGUAUCCUGGUCUCCAUAAUCUCAAGUCUUUUGAGAUGCCGAAAGUCUGAAACCCCCACCCCCGUGGGCAGUUCGGUAGUCAUUUUACAUUGCAUUAAUAACACUUCUUAAGGCGGGGAGGCUACGCUGAGCAGAAUGCACGCUGAUCAUGAGCGGGUGGACCUAUUUCAAGCGUGCCAGAGGCAGAGCCAUCAUCAGGGGUCAAGUCAAACGAGAAGCCGAAAGAGCCGGGCCUGGCUAGCCCGCUAAACAAAAUCAGACAGAUUUCACAAAAUCACAGUUUCCUAAUGUCAGAAGACACCUUAGAGUUGUUUCUCACAAACCUAAGGGGCCUGCAAGUCACUUGGGGAUCUCGUUAAAAUGCAGAUUCCCCGGUUCAGCAGGUGUGGGUGGGCUGCUUUGUCCAGGACCACACCUUGAGUCCAACCUUCACAGCACACUGGAAUCGCUUUAAGAGCUUUAAAAAAAAAAAAAAAUACAUUUGAGGUUCCCCCAGCCCAGAGAUUCUAUCAUUUGGUCCGGGGUCAGCCUGGCAGCCUGGCAGCCUGGGCGUUUGGAGGUUAAAAAGCUCCCAGGUGACUGUAAUAUGAAGCAAAGUUUGAGAACCAGCGCCCUGGACCUGCGCUUCUCAAGCUACUGCGCGGACCAGCAUCCCGCAGGAGCCACCCGGGCCCAGCCCCCGGAGAUGCUGACUCAGCAGGUCGGGAGGGUUGGGGUGGGGCUGCCAAUUUGCAUUUCCAACUGGCGCCCAGGUGUCGCUAACUUUGCUGGUCCGUGGUCUUGGAGGUCACCUGAUUUUUCAGCGAUGCCUUCCAGCUGGGAGGCCAAGAAGGGCCUUGCUCAAGGUCUCCCCACACUGGACCUCCAGACUCUCAGUCCUGGGCCAGCUCCCCAGCAAACCUUUCCAUCUGUCUCUCCUGCGCCCUGCGUUCCUUCCCCACGUCACUUGCUAGGGAGCCGCUAAACAGCAAGAGAGCGCGCUCUGCCGCUUCGGAGUGCGGAUUUCGGUCGCGAGCGGCUCUGGUCGGGUCUCCCCCUCCCUGGCGGUCCCUGAGUUCUCCCAACCCUGGGCGUGCACGGCCCGCCCCCCGCGCUGCCCCUCCUCGGCCGGGGAUUGGUGCGCCGGGCGGGGCGGUGGGGGAUAAAGGCGCGGGGACCCGCCAAGCUGGGUCUGCAGGUUAUCUUAGCGCGCGAUGGUGUCUCAGUCUCCGCUGGGCGCGCAGGAAGGUAUUUGAAAAGAAAAUGCCAUUCAUGAGGAUGCUGAGGCGAGGAUGCUGUUGGACGUCUGUCCUGCCAGUCCGAUUUCUGGGCAUCUCCCCUCGGCAGAUUCCAGCAGAUGCUAACUUCCACUCUGCCUCUUUCUCUGACACAGACCAUCCACGAGUCUUAAUUACAGGGGGUCUUGGCCAGCUGGGAGUGGGGCUUGCUAAUCUUUUGAGGAAACGAUUCGGGAAGGACAGUGUGAUUUUGUCUGACAUAAAGAAACCACCCGAUCAUGUCUUUCACAGUGGUCCGUUCAUUUAUUCUGAUAUCUUGGAUUACAAGAGUCUUCGGGAGAUCGUGGUGAACAAGCGCAUCACCUGGCUGUUUCAUUACAGCGCUUUGCUCAGCGCCGUUGGAGAAGCAAACGUUUCCCUGGCGAGAGCAGUGAAUAUAACUGGCCUGCAUAACAUCCUGGACGUCGCUGCGGAACACAGUCUGCGAUUGUUUGUACCUAGCACGAUCGGAGCUUUUGGACCCACCUCUCCCCGGAACCCAGCCCCCGAUCUCUGUAUUCAGAGACCCAGGACCAUCUAUGGGGUGUCCAAGGUCCACGCGGAGCUCAUGGGAGAAUAUUACCAUUACCGGUAUGGGUUAGAUUUCCGGUGCCUGAGAUAUCCUGGAAUCAUUUCAGCUGACUCCCAGCCUGGAGGAGGAACAACUGACUAUGCAGUCCAGAUUUUUCAUGAUGCCACAAAGCAUGGCAAAUUCGAGUGCAACCUGGAAGCCCACACGAGGCUGCCGAUGAUGUAUAUUGAUGACUGUCUCAGGGCCACCCUGGAGGUCAUGGAGGCCCCCGCCGAGUCCCUCUCCAUGAGGACCUACAACGUCGGUGCCAUGAGUUUCACGCCCGAGGAGCUGGCCCAGGAGGUCCUCAAGCACGUGCCAGAGUUCCAGAUCACGUACAACGUGGACGCCAUCCGGCAGGCCAUCGGUUGGUACCCGGCCUUUACUCGGAUAGUUGGCCGAUGAACUUCGAUGACAGCAAUGCUCGGAAGGACUGGGGAUGGAAACAUGACUUUGACCUUCCCGAGUUGGUGACCACCAUGUUGAACCUCCACGGAUCUGAAGCCAGAGUUGCCCAAGCCAGCUGAAGGAAUUUGAAAGAGGAGAUCCUGCAUGUCCGGGUCCACUGUCGAAGGAGAACUGUCACCACCCCAUGGUUCUAGGUUCCGAAAAGCCUACAUUAUUUGGAACUGACUAAUUGGACUAAAUUUUGGCAGUUCAUAUUGAACCGCUAGACAAAGAAUGGAGUUAAUUUCAAGCAUUUUCAGAACGUUGUAGGUACGGUGGUGGGGACGUCUCAGUUUUCGAUGUUUGCCCGAACUUGUCUAAACACAUUCCACGGGAUAAGACUUAAGUCAUCGUUAGUUUCCAUUUCCUUAAUUAAGAUGAAGUGACCAUUUCUGGGAAGGUGGAAGUAUGUGACAUUUGUAUUUAAUUAAAUUCAAUUUAAAUAUUC
Molecule: messenger RNA, 4657 nt
Organism: Callithrix jacchus (white-tufted-ear marmoset)
Lineage: Eukaryota; Metazoa; Chordata; Mammalia; Primates; Cebidae
Source: RefSeq, a predicted model, not a curated record